AUGGCGGUUGGAGGUGACGCCGAAAAGGCUGACGUGGACUCGGACAUGCGUAUUCGUUACGCAGAUGAGGAACAGCCUCAAGAGAGUCGACGUCGCUCUCUUCAUAGGAAGUCAUCUGUUGGUUCCAUGUCCAUUCGAAGUGCACGUAGGAUCGUGCCCCCAGAAACCGUCCUCCCGAUUGCGUAUCGUACCCUUUCAUACAAUGUUGAAGAGUCCAUCCAAAAGGCGAAGGAAACACCUCUCAAAGGCGCCACGCAAGCUGUCGAUGGUAUCUCGGAGCUAGACUGGCAUUUGAUCCCCAUUGAUAACAUAGUAUCACGUCUGAAUACCUCAGUUUCCCAAGGUCUCUCUGCAGACCAAGCCCGGAAACGUAUACUUGAGCAUGGUAAAAAUGCUCCCACCCGUCCUCGUACCGAAUGGUUUCGCAAAAUCACGGGGUACUUCUUCGGCGGGUUUGGUAUACUGCUCUUGACUGGAUGCAUCCUUGUCUUUAUCGCCUGGAAGCCUCUGGGUGACCCCCCAGCCCUUGCAAACCUGGCACUGGCAAUUGUUUUGUUGGCAGUCUUCUUCAUCCAGGCCGGUUUUAAUGCCUGGCAGGAUUGGUCAUCCUCAAGGGUCAUGGCCUCCAUCACCACUAUGCUUCCUGAUGACUGCACAGCUAUUAGGGACUCAGGUACUGUUGUAAUGUCUGCUGUUGAGCUUGUGCCCGGAGACAUCAUUAAAAUUAAACAGGGGAAUAAGUUGCCUUGCGAUAUUCGGUUUGUGGAGGUAUCGUCCGAUGCUAAAUUCGAUAGGUCUAUACUCACAGGUGAAUCGGAACCCGUGGAUGGCACAGUCGAGUCUACGGAUAAGAAUUUUCUAGAAACUCGCUGCAUUGGCCUCCAAGGAACACACUGUGUCUCGGGUACUGCCACUGGCAUAUGUAUUGCAACUGGGGAUAAGACUGUCUUUGGUCGAAUUGCCAACCUGACAAGCAAACCGAAUCAUGGACUCACGCCGAUUCAGAAAGAGAUAUUACGCUUUGUCUUGAUUAUCUUCACCUUCUCCCAACAAUACCCCUUUAAUAUAUUGACACAGUAUAGGGCUGCAUGGUUGAGGAAAUCUCAUCCAAACUGGAUCAAUGUGCCAAUGCUCAUAGUCAAUUGCGUGAGUGUCGGUAUAGCUUUUGUUCCAGAGGGACUUCCCGUUGCUGUUGCGCUCAGCCUUACAAUUGGAGCGAAAAUCAUGAGAAAGAAUAACAUUCUUUGCAAGUCUCUUGCUACGGUAGAAACACUUGGAUCUGUCUCCGUCAUAUGCUCUGAUAAGACAGGCACUUUGACCAAGAAUGAAAUGUUUGUGACCGACUGCUUUGCGGGCGGGCAUGAAUACAGGGCAGAUGACGUCAAAAAGUUCCUUGGUACCGCGUGUGAAGGCUCUAAUUCUCCUAAUAAUGCACUGGAGCGCACGCAGAUACUGGGUGCUCUAUGCAACGCAGCUGAAAUAGAUGCGUCUACUCUCAAGCUUCCUGCACAGUCAAUGAAAAUACACGGAGAUCCUACUGACCAAGCCAUUCUGCGAUUCUCUGAGUCUCUGGAGCCUACCAAGGAACUGAAGAUGAAGUGGAAAAAGGUCUUUGAGAUUGCUUUUAGCAGUAAAAACAAGUACAUGAUCCGAAUUAUGGCACCUGCAUCAUCAUCAGAUACAGAAAACGCUGAAAAGCACACGGAAAUUGAUGGCUCCGUUGCUGUGUUAUCUGACAUGGACAGAGAGUCUAUCGAAAGAGCAAAAGACAAAUGGUCUCGCGAAGGAAAGAGAGUGAUACUUCUUGCGAGGAGAGAUGUCACCCAGGCUGUUGAAGAUAGCCUGAAAAUGGCACAGCCUGAAAAAUCCAUCAUGGAUUAUGCAAGAUCGGAUCUUACUUUUGUUGGAAUGUGGGCAUUGAUUGACCCUCUGGUGACGGGGGAUUUUAAACUCACUGCUCAAGCCAUUGCGGUCGAUUGUGGGAUAAUCAAAUCCUCAACUACAGUGGUUCAUUCCAUUGACAACUUACGCCGCGAUUUUGAAAUAGAACAACAUAAUCAACGUGAACAGCGAUCUCCUCUCGUUAUCAGUGGCCCUGAGCUUAUCACUCUCAAUGACACGCAGUGGGAUCAACUCUGCACGUAUGAGGAAAUCGUCUUUGCCCGCACUACCCCUGACCAGAAGCUUCGAAUUGUGAAGGAAUUCCAGUCCCGGGAAAAAAUAGUGGCAAUGACAGGCGAUGGUGUGAAUGAUGCACCGGCACUGAAAGCUGCAGAUGUUGGAGUAGCACUAGGUAGUGGAUCUGACAUAGCCAUUGAAGCCGCCGACAUGGUCCUUUUAGACUCAUUUGCCGCUAUUGUCGAGGCCGUCAAAUAUGGCCGUGUCACUUUCGACAAUUUGAAGAAGACUAUAUGCUACCUUCUACCAGCAGGGAGUUUUAGUGAACUUUAUAAAAAAAAGGCCGCGAAUGCUAACUGGGAUGGUAACAGGUCAUUAUAUGAUGCUGCUGGGGCUAUUACCCUGUCCUACGAACAGCCGGAGAUGGAUGUCCUCCUUCGGCCUCCUCGCAACCAGAAGACAGACCGAUUAGUCAACGGCCGUUUUAUUCUCCAUGCAUAUGGCUUUAUUGGCGUGUAUGAGUGUCUACUCUCGUUUGUCAUGGCUUUCUGGUAUAUGUCUAGGCGCGGCAUUCCAUUCAGCGCCAUGCUUCUCAAAUUUGGCAAAAUGGACCCUCAAUAUGACCCGGCAUAUGUCACCGAAAUAUCCAACAAAGCAUCUUCGAUCUACUUCGUCAACCUCGUCAUUUUGCAGUUCUUCAAUUUGCUGGCCACCCGAACUAGACGGCUAAGCAUCUUCCAGCAGCCCCCAAUAUUCAACAAGGAAACACAGAAUCCUCUCCUUUUCGCAGCUAUGCUGUUUUCUCUGAUGAUUAUCUUCAUCUUCUGCUACAUCCCUGGAAUUCAGAACACAGUCGCUACGACGACUGUUCCAGUGGAGCACUUCUUCCUUCCUAUCGCAUUUGGACUUGGUCUUCUUCUGCUUGAUGAGACAAGGAAGUAUUUUGUUCGUAAUUAUCCGAAAGGUCUGUUGGCGAAGCUUUCUUGGUAG
Trichophyton benhamiae CBS 112371 is the source of this 3108-nucleotide messenger RNA. RefSeq lists its product as uncharacterized. Bases 1 to 3108 code for a protein of 1035 amino acids. Gene Ontology annotation, molecular function: ATP hydrolysis activity; ATP binding; P-type sodium:potassium-exchanging transporter activity. Gene Ontology annotation, biological process: intracellular sodium ion homeostasis; potassium ion import across plasma membrane; proton transmembrane transport. Gene Ontology annotation, cellular component: membrane. Lineage: Eukaryota; Fungi; Ascomycota; Eurotiomycetes; Onygenales; Arthrodermataceae. The transcript has 13 exons. The record is from RefSeq and is a predicted model, not a curated record.